CAUUUAUGGCUUUUCUAACUCACAUUAAUUACUUGUUCAUUGUUUUGCUUAUAUUUUGCAGUUUCUAUUUGGGUCUAAGCUCUGUGAAUGAUACUAUAACAUCAACCAGAUCCAUCAGUGACCCUGAGACAAUAAGCUCAAACAACAGUGACUUCAAGCUAGGAUUCUUCAGCCCUGAAAAUUCCACACAUCGCUAUGUAGCAAUCUGGUAUCUCUCUGAAUCCUACGUUAUAUGGAUAGCCAACAGAGACCAACCACUUAAUGAUUCAUCUGGGGUGUUCAAAAUUCACAAGGAUGGAAACCUUGUAGUGUUGAAUGGUCAAAAUCAUGUCAUAUGGUCAACAAAUGUGUCAAUUAAUGGUACCAAUUCAAGUGCUCAACUUGAUGAUUCAGGAAAUUUGAUCCUGCGUGAUGACACAAGUGGAACAACAAUAUGGGACAGUUUCACACACCCUGCUGAUGCUGCAGUCCCCCAAAUGAAAAUUGCAGCCAAUAGGGUGACAGGUAAGAAAAUUGAGUAUGUGUCAAGGAAAAGUAGUUCUGAUCCAUCUUCUGGGUACUUCACUGGUAGCCUUGAGCGUUUGGAUGCUCCAGAAGUGUUUUUUUGGUAUAAUAAAACUAGACCAUAUUGGAGAACUGGUCCAUGGAAUGGAAGGGUCUUCCUUGGUUCACCAAGGAUGUUAACUGAGUAUUUAUAUGGGUGGCGUUUGGAUCAUGAUAAUGAUGGAACUGUUUAUCUAACUUACAGUUUUGCAGACCCUUCUGCCUUUGGAAUCCUGUCCUUGACCCCAUAUGGCACACUUAAAUUGGUGAGGUUUUUGAACAAAAAGGAGUUUGUGACACUUGAGGUAGAUCAAAAUGAAUGUGACAUUUAUGGUAAAUGUGGGCCUUUAGGAAAAUGUGAUAAUUCAAGCACACCAAUUUGUAGCUGUUUAGAGGGGUUUGAGCCCAGGAAUCCUGAGGAAUGGAAUAGGAAAAAUUGGACUAGUGGGUGUGUGAGGAAUGUACCAUUGAAUUGUGAAAAAAUGAAAAAUGGAAGUGAAGUGCAACAAGAUGGGUUUGGGGUGUACUAUAAUAUGAAAGUGCCUGACUUCGCUGAGAGAUCAGAUGGUAACCAAGACAAAUGCGGAACAGAUUGCUUAGCAAAUUGCUCUUGCUUGGCAUAUGCAUAUGAUCCUUAUAUUGGAUGCAUGUAUUGGAGUAGAGACUUGAUUGAUUUGCAGAAAUUUCCAUACGGGGGUGUUGAUCUCUUCAUUCGUGUGCCAUCACAACUUCUUGUUACCGGUAAAAAGGGAAGAGAAUACAAGGCAUUAAUCAUCGCCAUUGCUGGGGCAAUUGGAGCAUUAACCAUAGCUGUCACUGCUUAUUUUUUGUGGCGGAAACGUACUACUCCUAAGCAUAAAGGUAAAGUUCCUCAAAACUUGAUUACCGAAAACCAAAGACAAAUUAAACUAGAUGAAUUGCCACUAUUUGAUUUUGAAAAGCUAGCAACUGCUACAAACAACUUUCACUUCGGUAAUAUGCUUGGCAAGGGAGGUUUUGGUCCAGUAUACAAGGGACAAUUGGAAGAUGGUCAAGAAAUUGCUGUAAAAAGACUUUCAAAAGCAUCUGGACAAGGAUUAGAAGAAUUCAUGAAUGAAGUAGUAGUGAUUUCUAAACUUCAACAUCGGAAUCUUGUAAGACUUCUUGGUUGUUGUGUUGAACGAGAUGAACAAAUGUUGGUCUAUGAGUUUAUGCCAAAUAAAAGUUUGGAUUCGUUUCUCUUUGAUCCACUGCAAAGGAAAGUUUUAAAUUGGAGUAGGCGCUUCAACAUUAUUGAAGGAAUUGCACGAGGUAUACUUUAUCUUCAUAGAGACUCAAGACUAAGGAUUAUACACAGGGAUCUUAAAGCAAGUAACAUCUUACUAGAUAGUGAGAUGAAUCCUAAAAUAUCAGACUUUGGUUUAGCCAGAAUUGUUAGAGGUGGUGAUGAAGAUGAAGCUAACACAAGAAGAGUUGUUGGAACUUAUGGUUAUAUGCCGCCUGAAUAUGCAAUGGAGGGGCUUUUCUCAGAAAAAUCAGAUGUUUACAGCUUUGGAGUUUUAUUGCUAGAGAUUGUGAGUGGACGAAGAAAUACAAGCUUUUAUAACAAUGAGCAAUCGCUUAGCCUUGUUGGAUUUGCAUGGAAACUAUGGAAUGAAGGCAACAUUAUGUCUUUAAUAGAUUCAGAGAUAUGGGAUCCAACGUUCGAAAGUAGUAUGUUGAAAUGCAUACACAUAGGACUUUUAUGUGUGCAAGAACUUACAAGAGAAAGACCAACUAUAUCCACGGUGGUUUUGAUGCUCAUUAGUGAAAUUACUCACCUUCCUCCUCCAAGGCAAGUUGCAUUUGUUCAAAAGCAAAAUUAUCGAAGUUCAAAGUCUUCUCAAAAUAGUCAAUCUAGUUCAAAUAAUAAUGUAACGCUCAGUGAAAUCCAAGGUAGGUAA
Molecule: messenger RNA, 2465 nt
Organism: Abrus precatorius (Indian licorice)
Lineage: Eukaryota; Viridiplantae; Streptophyta; Magnoliopsida; Fabales; Fabaceae
Product: G-type lectin S-receptor-like serine/threonine-protein kinase At1g11330
Exons: 7
Coding region: 6-2465 (819 amino acids)
Biological process (GO): recognition of pollen; protein phosphorylation
Molecular function (GO): ATP binding; protein serine/threonine kinase activity
Source: RefSeq, a predicted model, not a curated record